AUGGAUGUCCCCGAAGCACCGAUAUUUCCGGUCCUGACAGAUAAAGUUGCGAUCAUCACAGGAGCAGCGCAGGGGAUGGGCAAAGCGACAGCCGCAGUAUUUCUCAAGGCGGGGGCGAAGGUGGUAAUUGCCGACAUCAAGAGGGAACAGGGAGAGAUGGUAGCGACGGAGUUGGCUCGCCUCGGAGAGAUCCGGUUUGUGCAAGCCGAUAUUUCGAAAUCAGAGGACGUUCAAAAUCUUAUCGCGGAGACUGUCAAGGCAUUUGGCAGUCUAGAUGUUGCCAUCAAUAAUGCCGCCCACUACCCGGAUAAGAGCCCUCUGAUCGACUUCGACGAACAAGUUUGGCGCUCACUGAUGGAUGUGACGCUGACUGGCACUGCAAUGUGUUGCAAAUAUCAGAUGCAGCAGAUGAAGAAGCAAGGCGCCAAAGGGUCUAUUGUGAAUAUUGCUUCGAUCAACGCGUAUUCGCCGCAGCCGAACAUGCCAGCAUACACUUCCGCAAAGCAUGCCUUGCUAGGGCUCACCAAACAUGCCGCGUCAGAAGGAGGCCCUCUGGGUAUUCGAGUGAAUGCUAUUGCUCCUGGCCCUAUCUACAGUGAGAUGUCGGCCGCCGCACUUGAGAUCAUGGGCACGACACAUGAUGAAUUUGCCCCGAAGGUGACGAGUUUGAACCGAUUUGGCCAGAGCUAUGAGGUAGCUCAUGGGUCUCUCUGGCUUGCAUCUGAUGCAUCUUCUUACGUGAAUGGGGUUUGCCUGCCCAUCGAUGGUGGUGCUCUCGCAAAAUGGUAA
Penicillium salamii is the source of this 789-nucleotide messenger RNA. The record is from the annotation of a GenBank genome assembly. Lineage: Eukaryota; Fungi; Ascomycota; Eurotiomycetes; Eurotiales; Aspergillaceae.